GUUCCGCUUUCCAUUCAUGAGUUCUCACCCCGGAUAACCCGGCUCCGAGACACCACACCAAAUCCAAUCCAAUCUCCCCCUGCUAGUCAAGAUGACUCCCAGCUCCCUGUGGAACCGGACCGCUUGAAGCGAACAAGUAGACAGUUGUCACCCGGGCUGCCGUCGUUGCUGAAAUGAGAUAAUCAUCUUAAUAUGUCUCUAGCGGUCAACAUUAAACGCAAUCGUAGAAGAAGAAAUCCCGGAAAUGUCAAAGGAAAAUGGUGAAACAGGAUGGAAAAGCUGAUCAGUUGCUUCCAGAAAAAGCCGGAUGCUGUGGCCAGGUUGAUCUGUUUCCCCUGGGCAGGCGGAGGCUCCAUACACUAUGCACGUUGGGGGAGGAUACUUAAUAGCGCCAUAGAAGUGCUUGCUGUCAAACUUCCAGGCCGGGAGAGUCGGGGCAAAGAGCCUUUCUUUGAGAACAUGCACCAGAUAGUGGAUGAGGUUCUUCAUGUGUUAUUGCCACUGUUGAAAGAGAAGCCAUUUGCUCUCUUUGGCCACAGUUUUGGCGCUUAUACAAGCUACGCUGUUGCGGAUGCGCUGAAGAAACGCCAUAACAUUGAGCCAGCUCACAUCUUCCUGUCUGGUGCUUCUGCACCAUAUUCUGAUGUCCGCAUAAAAGCCCCAAAAAGGAGUGACUUCUCCGAUGAUGAUUUUCUCAAGUGGCUCACUUCAAUUGGAGGAACUCCGCCCGAGCUGCUGGCCAACCCGGAAGUGUUAAACCUUUUCAUUCCAGCUUUGAAGGCCGACCUGCACGUUGUGGAUAACUACAAAUGCGACAAGCCUGUCAGUCCAUUCCUCUCCUGCCCAAUCACAUGUUUGGAUGGGAAAGAUGAUAUUCCUCAUGAUCUGCAAGCAUGGAAAGACAUCACGACAGGAGAUUUCACCAUCAGAAUGCUUGAUGGAGCUCAUUUUUACCUAAAGGAUCCUGGAAAUGAAAGAAUAAUAACAGACUAUAUUACAAGGCACCUAGAAAUGUCAGAAAUGGACUAUUUGUAAUGAAACAGGCACAACAGUGUAUCACAAACAUCUACACAGAUCAAAUGCUGUUUAUUUGGCCUGACCACACUAUGGCAUUCUCUUAUGUUUUGAUAAUUAGAUGCAAAUUUAUACAUAAUCACAGAAUCAGCUUUUCAUAAAACUGAAGUUAAUUAUUAGUUAACAAUUACGCUAGAUGUUCUUUCCUAAUGCAACCCAAACUAGGAAUCAACACAUAUAAUCUGCCCUUAAUAAAAUGUUUAAUUUAAAAACUGCAUAUUGUUUUCAUUAUGUUGUCAUUGACUAAUAUUUAAAUUUGAUGAUCCGAAGUGGCAUACACACACCACUGUAUCUUAUGGUAGCCACUGGGCAUAUUGUCUCUUACUUAAUACGUUGACAGGUGUCGUCUACAUGUGACCAUCAUUAUUAGCAGGAGACGGUGGAGGUGGUGGUGGCGGCUGCUCGUCCUUGGCUCUGUUUUUGUCUUGAUUUCUGCGUGAUGACUGUCGCACCGCUCUGUUCCGUGUCCGUGGCUGACUCUCCCGGGAUCUCUGUGAGGGGCCCGCCACAGUGCUAUCAGGCUCCGUCUCUGGCAGCCAUUGUGGGGGAGGUGCUUGUUCUGCAGAGUCGAACUCCAGCUUGAAGGUUGGCCUU
Messenger RNA from Doryrhamphus excisus (bluestripe pipefish), 1668 nucleotides. NCBI's taxonomy places the organism in Eukaryota, Metazoa, Chordata, Actinopteri, Syngnathiformes, Syngnathidae. The record is from RefSeq and is a predicted model, not a curated record.